Molecule: messenger RNA, 1323 nt
Organism: Trichophyton verrucosum HKI 0517
Lineage: Eukaryota; Fungi; Ascomycota; Eurotiomycetes; Onygenales; Arthrodermataceae
Exons: 3
Cellular component (GO): fungal-type cell wall
Source: RefSeq, a predicted model, not a curated record
AAGAUGCGCUAUUCUCUCUUCUUCGGAGCUGCGCUCGCAGCCUCCGUCUCAACUGUCGCGGCUGAGGCCGGUUGCACCAAUGAUGGCGGCAACUGGUACUGCUCCGCCGUUGACCUGAUCACAUACUCGGGCUUCUCUACCUCAGGCACCUACGAUUUGGUCACCUCCAUGAGCGGCGGUAAAUGCGGGUCUGAGAAACAUGAGUACUCUGGUGUAUUCGGUCCUCUUGGCGAGGAGCUGUCUAUUCACCUCCGUGGACCCAUGCAACUUUUCAGUAUGGCUGUCUACAACAGAGGCAGUGAGAAACCCAAGCGCGAGCUCAAGCCAUCUAUCCACGAGCGCCGUCACGGUCACUCCCACCAGCGAUUCCACGAGAAGCGCGCCGUCGGAGACACUGUCGUCGCCACUAUCGACGGCCAGGUCGUCUCCUGGAUCAACCAAUACAAUGGUGGUGCCCCUGCUGCCCCCACUCCUGCUCCUGGUGCUCCUGGUAUCAAAGAUCCUCAGGUCAAGAGCAACGGCUAUAAGGGUGGUGACAAGCCCAAGGACCCCGAGCCCCAUGGUCCCGUCAACGUUGGUCCAGGCGACUGGCGACGUGUUGCCCUCGUAGACACCGAUAGGAAGGAAGCUGAGGGCGUCUCUUUCUUGAACAACGAUGGUGGUUGGGAUAAAGGUGUGGAGCAGGCCUUCGGAGCCGCCCUUAAAAAACUUGGCCUUGACGACGAUUUCUUCGGUAUGGGCGAGGGACCAAACUUCCCCAAGGACUCGACCAUUCCCGAUGGCAAAGAGCUCAUCAUCAUGUCGGACAAGUCGUGCGAGGAUGGUAGCUGUGGCUUCACCCGUCCUGGUGCCGAUGCCUUCCACGGCUUCGGUGGUGAGGAUAAGAUUUUCCUCUUUAGGGUUGCCAUGCCCGUAACUGGCUCACAGGCUUCAUCUAUCUACGACCCCAAGGACAUGCCCGCCAUCUGGCUGCUCAACGCCAGGAUCCCCCGUACCUCUCAGUACCCCAUGGACCCAGCUUGCUCUUGCUGGAAGUCUGGAUGCGGCGAGUUCGACGUCCUCGAGGUCCUCGCCCCCGGUGACAAGCGCUGCAAGUCUACCUACCACACUGAACAGUCGAAAUCCGGUGGCUCCAGCUACUACUUUGAUCGUCCAGAGGAACCAAUCACCGUCGCCGUUGUCUUCAACAGCGGCGAUGGCACCCUCUACGUCAAGACUCUCAAAGAUGGCUUCGACAAGUUCCCCGAGACCCUCAACCCCGAGGACGUUAAGAAACUCUGUGCCGACGACGGGAAAACCAACAACUUCGCUCUCGCCUCUUAG